Gossypium raimondii (Peruvian cotton) is the source of this 1626-nucleotide messenger RNA. Its product is annotated as pectate lyase. NCBI's taxonomy places the organism in Eukaryota, Viridiplantae, Streptophyta, Magnoliopsida, Malvales, Malvaceae. The coding region runs from base 194 to 1558 and encodes 454 amino acids. Gene Ontology annotation, molecular function: pectate lyase activity. The transcript has 4 exons. The record is from RefSeq and is a predicted model, not a curated record.
UGCCAUAAUUUUAGAGACAUACAAUUUCAUGGAAGGUUAUUUAAGGCGACUCAAAAAAUUCUUGUCUCCAUCAAAAUAAACAAGGCUUUAGCCAACCAGAUUAGCACUAGGUAUACUUGGGUUUCAUCAUCUUCAUCGAUUUGAAAACCCAAGUAUACCUUUAAGAAACGAAACAUAUCGUAAGAAAAUAACAAUGGAGGUACCUAAGGUGAGGUUUGCUCUUUUCUUUUCGUUUGCCGCACUAAUUCCAGGAUUAUGGGCAAAUAUUGCUGAAUUUGAUGACUUUUGGAAGCAACGUGAGGAAGAAGCAUGGAAUAUUACCUUGGCAACUUAUGAGCCAAACCCAGAAAACGUCACCAAUCAUUUCAACUAUAACGUUAACAAGUUUCUUAAAGAAACUAGUGCCAACCAAACCAUAGAUUUUGAGGAUGGUAUUACUAACAACACGAGAAGAUACUUGAGAGGAAAACACAAGAAGUACACUGGUCCGUGCAUGGCGACCAAUCCAAUUGAUAGGUGUUGGCGGUGUAAGAAGAAUUGGGCCAAAAAUCGUAAACGAUUGGCAAAAUGUGUGCUUGGUUUUGGCCAUAGAACUCAUGGUGGAAGUAAGGGGAAGUACUAUGUGGUGACAGAUAAUUCUGAUCAUGAUGUUCUAAACCCAAAACCAGGAACCUUACGUCACGCUGUGAUCCAAAAAAGGCCAUUGUGGAUCAUUUUUGCUCGUACCAUGCACAUCAAAUUGUCACAAGAGCUAAUUGUUCAAAGUCAUAAGACAAUUGAUGGCCGUGGAGCAGAUGUUCAUAUAGCAUAUGGAGCUGGAUUUACACUUCAAUUUGUGCACAAUGUCAUCAUUCACAACAUUCAUAUCCAUCGCAUUGUUCCAAGUUCCGGUGGCCUAAUCAGGGACUCUGAAGAUCACUUUGGUUAUAGAACAGUAGGUGAUGGAGAUGGAAUUUCCAUAUUUGGAUCAUCAAAUAUUUGGCUUGAUCACAUUUCUAUGUCUGAGUGCCAUGAUGGGCUUAUUGAUGCAAUCCAGGGUUCUACUGCCAUCACCAUCUCAAAUUGCCAUUUCACCCAUCACGACGCUGUGAUGUUGUUAGGAGCAAGUGAUAGCUAUUCUAAAGAUCAAUUCAUGCAAGUCACACUAGCAUUCAACCAUUUUGGCAAGGAAUUAUUACAAAGAAUGCCUAGAUGUCGAUGGGGUUUCUUUCAUGUUGUUAACAAUGACUACACACAUUGGAAAAUGUAUGCUAUUGGUGGUAGCAUGCAUCCCACCAUUAUCAGCCAAGGUAACAGGUUCAUUGCUCCGCAUGACCCCAAUGCCAAAGAGGUAACUUAUAGGCUCUAUGCAUCAGAGUCAGAAUGGAAAAAUUGGAUAUGGAGAUCAGAAGGAGACGUACUCCUUUAUGGAGCCAUCUUUAGAACUUCUGGGCCACCCUCGCCACCCCAUUUGAAAUUCAACAGAAAGGAAAUGAUCAAAUCCAAGCCUGGAGCAUAUGUCAGAAGACUCACUCGUUUCGCAGGGACUCUUAAUUGUAAAAAAAGAAUCAAAUGUUAGAUGUGAUGUUCAAUUUUACCAAUCUUUAAAAAAAUCCCAACAUGUAAAAAAUAGAAUUGAUACAUGGA